Molecule: messenger RNA, 708 nt
Organism: Camelina sativa (false flax)
Lineage: Eukaryota; Viridiplantae; Streptophyta; Magnoliopsida; Brassicales; Brassicaceae
Product: dormancy-associated protein homolog 1
Source: RefSeq, a predicted model, not a curated record
ACAAAGGGGUCUAUAAAUUAGAUGAAGGAAGCCUCAAGUAAGUUAAGUACUUCACACUUAACACCAUUCUCUCCAAGAUUAACCAAAUCAAGAAAAACCAGAAAGGGAAGAUAAAUAAAAGAUGUGGGAUGAAACUUUUGCCGGACCUAAGCCGGAGCAUGGCCUUGGCCGCCUCCGCAAGAAGAUCACCGCCCAACCCCUUGACAUCAAAGGUGUGGGAGAAGGGAGCAGUAGCAAAACUGUGUCGGCAGUUGCGGGGAGUCCUGGAACUCCGACGACGCCAGGAUCGGCACGUAAGGAGAACGUGUGGAGAAGUGUGUUUCAUCCAGGGAGUAACAUAGCCACUAGAGGAAUGGGCACAGACCUCUUCGACAAGCCUUCUCAUCCAAACUCUCCCACAGUCUACGACUGGCUGUACAGCGACGAUACUAAGAGCCAGCACCGUUGAGCGGAGAGAAGAUGGAGUGACUGACAUACGUGCCGGUGACUUGGAUAUCAUGUCUUGCUUCCGCCACGUGUUUGUUUGCUAGUUUUGCUUUGUAUUCGCAACUUUUUUUUUUUGUUUUCUUGUCGUUUGUGGUUGUUAGUGAAUAGUGACCGUUCGAUCUCCACCAUCUGGCUUGGUUUUGACGGUGGUGAUACGUCCUGUUGUCUCUUGUAAUGUUUCUACUGUUCGGUAAUAUAACUACAGUAUUUAGUUUCUAACAA